Molecule: messenger RNA, 3956 nt
Organism: Cydia pomonella (codling moth)
Lineage: Eukaryota; Metazoa; Arthropoda; Insecta; Lepidoptera; Tortricidae
Gene: Flo2
Product: flotillin-2
Exons: 9
Coding region: 871-1869 (332 amino acids)
Biological process (GO): protein localization to plasma membrane; regulation of myoblast differentiation
Cellular component (GO): plasma membrane
Source: RefSeq, a predicted model, not a curated record
GUGGGUGGGAACUGUAAAAUUUUCGAAUAUAAUUUUUUUAUAUAUCAACAUGUUGUAUCAAAACUUAAUUGGAAAAUAUUGGAAUAACCUUUCUAAAAUAAAAAAAGCAAUAGAAGCCGUCUAGCUCUUUCGUAGACUUGAGGGCUUUUCUGGCAUUUCGUGGCGCGUUUUGUGUAAACAGCGAUAUUUAAUUCAGACGCUGGCGAAGGUUGAGGUUAGCUUUCGACGUUGUAAAAACACCCACUCUGGGAAUGAUUUCGCUUUUAACCUUUUCUGAUAAAGAAAUGAGCCCCUUACCAAUUUAUAAUUAUUAAUUAAGAGUAGAAGCUGUUACGUUCAAAACAGGUUAUUUUCUUUGAUAGAGUAGCUUUUAAUUUCUAAGGCGCUGCCCACGUUUUAUUCGUGCUUAGAUAAAAUAUACCAAUAUUUUUCUGUAACCUAAGCCGUCGAAAUUCAUUAUCACAUGAAACAGUAUGGCUACGAUAGCGAUGAAAAUUUUAUUUACGAUUUCUACAUGAACCUACUUUAAUUGUGUAAGUAGACUUGGAGAGUGAUUAUUUUCUAUUCUCAUAUAUAAAACUUUAUUUACUGACAACAUUAAAAUUAAUAGAUUGAAAAAUUCAUAUCCGCUAUGUAGGCUUCGUCAGGUGGGGUAAAACUAUAAACCAUAAAUAUUUUAACUCCAACUCUAACGUAAUCUAUGUCUUCCUUGAUAAUAUCAAUAAAUAUACAAAUAGACAAUGAAUUGUGAUGGGCUAGAAUUGAACUGAGACUCAUGAUAAGGACAGUGGCAGUGAUCACAGUGCAUUAUGGAAAUUCUACGCUUCACCCUGGUGCCGCUCGCACUCACCUUCGGACUGACUUAUUUGAAUGUCAAGAAGAACGCUUACAGUAGAAGAGGUGUACAAGGACAGAGACCAGUUCGCGGGGCUGGUGCGCGAGGUGGCGGCGCCCGACGUCGGCCGGAUGGGUAUCGAGAUCCUGUCCUUCACGAUCAAGGACGUGUACGAUGAAGUCCAGUACCUGCAGAGCUUGGGCAAGGCGCAGACGGCGGCGGUGAAGCGCGACGCGGAUGUUGGCGUCGCGCAGGCCAAUAGGGACGCUGGCAUCAGGGAAGCUGAAUGCGAGAAGAGUGCCAUGGAUGUGAAGUACUCGAUGGACACCAGGAUAGAGGACAACACCAGGAUGUUCAAGCUGCAGAAGGCGCAGUUCGACCAAGAAGUCAACACCGCUAAAGCCGAGGCAGCUUUAGCGUACGAGUUGCAAGCCGCAAAGAUUAAACAGAAAAUUCGUAACGAAGAAAUUCAGAUCGAAAUUGUGGAGCGCCGUAAACAAAUCGAGGUCGAGCAGAUGGAGAUCCUCCGUCGCGAGGAGGAGCUAGUAUCGACGGUGCGUCUGCCCGCCGAAGCCGAGGCCUACCGCCUACAGGCUAUCGCCGAGGGCAAACGCACCCAAACGGUGGAAGGCGCUAAGGCCGACGCCGAGCGUAUCAAGGUCCUCGGCCUGGCCGAGGCUCUGGCAAUAGGAGACGUCGGCAAAGCCGACGCCGAACGCAUGUUGGCCAAGGCCAAGGUGUACAAGCAGUACGGAGACGCCGCGCUUAUGGCGCUGGUCCUCGAGGCUCUGCCUAAGAUCGCAGCGGAGGUGUCGGCGCCGCUGGCCAAGACGGACGAGAUCGUGCUGGUGGGCGACUCGGGCGCCACGGGCGAGCUGGCGCGCCUGGCCGGCGGCCUGCCGCCCGCGCUCCGCACGCUCACCGGCCUCGACCUCACCGCGGUGCUGAAACGUCUGCACCCCGCUACCGGUGGCAGCGCUCCAGAAGAACCCCCUGUGGUUGCCAACUCGACCAAGAAGGUUGCAGCUUGCUAAGCGUUCAGAGCCCCGACAUGCGACACGAAUGCAGUUACCCUCGAGAUCAGGCUGUAUACCGACCUCUUUGCUAGCUCCUUUUUAAUAUAUUGACGUGAAAUAUUUUUCGAGAAUAGAAUUAUGUAUGUGUACCUUUGUAAACAGUGUAGUCUUCGAGCAGUUGUGUGUAGAUGUUAUAGAUCGUGUCAUUCACGAAGACGCGUGUCUUGAUUCGUAAUGUAAUGUCAUUAAAGGUUAGAUUUGAUAAAUCUGCGCGUCAUCGUCGAUAGCACGAACUAUAUAAUAGUAUUGUGAUAUUUACAACGUACAAUCUCUAGCCUAGCUCAUUGCGGAGACUAUAUCGAGGCGAGUGCAUUUGUUCUUAGUUCCAAGCAAUAUUAAUACGUGUAUGGUAGGUAUCUUUAAUGAAUAUGUACCCCACCGUAUGUCAGUAAUUACAUGAUACGGAUAUUAUCAUAAUAUGAAUAUACUUUUAAAUGAAUAUGAUUACACCAACUAGCCCUAAAAGACCUUUAGAUUUUGUACUGUAUAGAAUAUUUUGUAGUUUAACAAUUUUAAGACGGGUUUAGACUAGUACCUAUAAAAGUCAAUCGACAUGGCAGGUUACGCAUGAUUCAAAAAGUUAUCCGUGGAAUACUCAACCCUACGUAUCAUCAAACAGUUACUGAUUCUUAAGAGAUGUAAGGUCUACAGCCGUGAAACGUGAAGCCAAAAAAUGUGCCGACAACCUUUGGGCACCGAAACUGAUCACUGAAUUGUCAAACGUCAACAUAUGACAGUCAGAGUUACCGCAUAAUGUACGAAGCCAUGCAGCGCCAUCUCUUUUACCUUUCAAAUCCGAAGCACGAAAUUGUCUUGGAAGCACAUAUCUUACAUGAUCGAUGUAUCUUUCUGAUCAAUACUGUUAACUGAUUAGUCAUAAACCUUAUUGUAAGGUAAUAAGGUCUACCGAAAUUCAGUUACGAAUGUUGCUGUUAUAGUUCAGUUAAAAACUCGCUGCACGCGUAGCAAGUAAAAAAGAGACAGGACGCCGCCCGCCGCAGGUAGGUGUGACAGAGAGCACACUAUGUAUUCGCGUGCAGCGAGUGUUUAACUCGACUAUAGUGCAAGCAAAUUCAACAUUUUAAUUGUAUCUGCAGGAUUGGGAUUCUUGUAACUUUGUGCUCGAAACCUUCGGCGCAUAUCGUCUGUAACCAGUCUUAAAAUUUGUGUCAAACACUGCCCAGUUUGUGCGAAUAGUUUUGUGUGUUUUAUUUAUAAAUGUAAAAUCGGAAGCUAUUAGGAAUGUUUAUUAUUAGCGUUGAUCAGGGUUUGUGGCGACUGUCAGUAGACAUGCUCGUUCCUGAACAGAAAAGGCGGUGGUUUGACAUAGAGAACAAUUUUAGUAAGAACAAAGUGUUUUCUAGUGAAAUUGUUUUGCACAGUCGUACUAUUUAUUUCCAACUGCCGAAUAGCUACAAAUUACAGACAUGUGAAAUAAAUCGAUAGAAUUAUCGAUCUUAUUUAUUCUAAAUGCAUGUGCAUGCAAUAAAUAUACACAAGGGCCUCUAUACGCUGGGAGAAUUCCUCGUUCUCAAAUUUUAACCCUCCUGUCAAAUUAAAGUAAAAAAUUUAACUUGAAGUACACAGAAUAUAAUAGUAAAACUGGGGGAUCAGAAUAAAAUGCAAUAAAAAAAUCUAAUCCAAUAUGAAGUGAAGUUUGAUGGUUUUUGACCAAAGUUUCGAAAAAUAGCAUAAGUAAAAAUUUGGUAUUUUUGAAAAAUGUGUAGGUGUCGAAAAUGGUGAUCUAAAUUGAAUGGUUAUUGUACCAAAGAAAUAGGUGUGAGUUUGAAUUACAAUAAUUUAACUAAGUGUAUUGUGGUGUCGGACAUGUUAAUGUGUUUAGUGUAGGAGCAUAUAGCGCAAACUUAAUAUAUUGAGUACCUACUACUUAUUACAUUAUUAAUGUUCGUAUGUUCUUAUUUUAUUAUUGAUAAUUUGUCAUUUGAAUCGUGGUUUAUUUUUAUCAAUUUAUUUGCAUGGCAAUAAUAUUCCUUAUUUUACUUCAAUGUCAAAAUGGUGUACAAUGAAAAUAUUUUUUUAAUUAA